Messenger RNA from Cokeromyces recurvatus, 1131 nucleotides. Its product is annotated as 6-phosphofructo-2-kinase-domain-containing protein. Gene Ontology annotation, biological process: fructose 2,6-bisphosphate metabolic process; fructose metabolic process. The transcript is spliced from 9 exons. Bases 1 to 1131 code for a protein of 376 amino acids. The record is from RefSeq and is a predicted model, not a curated record. Gene Ontology annotation, cellular component: cytosol. Lineage: Eukaryota; Fungi; Mucoromycota; Mucoromycetes; Mucorales; Mucoraceae. Gene Ontology annotation, molecular function: fructose-2,6-bisphosphate 2-phosphatase activity; ATP binding; 6-phosphofructo-2-kinase activity.
AUGGCAGCACAAUUAUAUGAAACAACAAGUGGGCGUUUAUUUCAUGCUGGUGCAGUAGCUGUAAUUACAGUGGGCUUGCCUGCUCGAGGUAAAACGCAUGCUUCAAGAUCUUUAUGUCGAUACAUGCGAUGGUUAGGUGUGGCUACAAAAGUAUUUAGUGUUGGAAACUAUAGAAGAGAACGCUUAGGAUCACUUUCUGAAGAGUGGUUUGAUCCACAAAAUACAAAGGCAAUAGAAAAACGAUUAAAUAUUGCAGAGGAAUGUCUUGACGAUUUGAUUAGUUGGCUUCAAAUAGGAGGUGGUCAAGUUGCUAUAUUUGAUGGCAACAAUGUUACAGAAUCAAGAAGAAGGCAUAUACAUGACAAACUUUUAAGUAAUGACAUUCAUCCUUUGUUUUUAGAGUUUAUCUGCAAUAAACCAGAUAUCAUUUUAGCAAAUAUUCGAAGUGUCAAGAUUUCUUCACCAGAUUAUGUUGGAUGGGAUCCAGAAGAGGCUGUAAAAGAUUACAGGCGCCGUAUUAAACAACAUGAAGAAUAUUAUGAAACAAUAACAGAUACAACACUUCCCUUUGUAAAGAAUAUGAAUGCAGGAGAACAAUUUAUUGUAAAUAAUGUUAUUGGCUAUCUUCAGUCACGUAUUGUCUAUUAUCUUAUGAAUCUUCAUAUUCAACGUCGAACAAUUUAUUUUGCAAGAUGUGGGACUUCGUUAAAUGACAAUUCAUAUAAAGCAGAUGCAAAUUUAUCCAUGGAAGGUGAAAAGUAUGCCGAAAAACUAAAAGAGUUUAUGAUAUCUUAUCAUAAACAAAAGGAUACUAAUAGACCAAUAGAUGAGCAACGUAUCUUAACUAUUUGGACUUCUACACAGAAGAAGGCUUUAGAAACAGCUAUUCCUUUUGUAAAUGCCGGUCUUUCUGUCAGGCAACAAUCUGUACUUAAUCAGUUAAAUCCUGGUGAAUCAGAUGGUUUAUCACCUACUGAAUUAAAAAAGAAAUUCCCUGAAGAGUUCGCUAAACUUCUUGAAAACCCUUAUCGUCAUCGAUAUCCUCGUGCUGAGGUAUUAUAUAUAUAUAUACAUGUUUAUAUAAUGACAAUAGCAAUUGAUAAAUUAACUGUCAACUUAUCUUAUAUAUAG